UUUUCUUGCCUUUUUCCCCCGGUAACUAUCACAACGUACAAUUUUCAUUAUCAACGACAACACCUUACUCGGGUCACCUUACCCGUCAUCCGUGGGCGAUCCCGAGAGAAGUAAAUUUAUACGCCGCCUCAUGUUUUCUCGUCAUAGAUUACAGUACCCCCACUCGCAGCUUCCCGUGUUCGGCUAAGGUUUUCACACAAGUUUCCGGCGUGGAGGUUUCCUCUUAAUUCACCGAACCGUGAAUAUCGAACGGGUUCUAGCGGCUGGAAGGAAGACUAGUGGGCGGUGGUGGUAAGGUAUAUAAUAGCCCAUCACGGUGAUUAUAAUUGCACAGGCGGUAAGACGCUUCACCAGUCCUGUUCCCGGUCCGCGGUGCAGUCGGUACUGUUGCGUCACCGCGCAGAGCGUUCAGCUGCGGUCCCCACACGGUGAUCUUACAAGGCUGCCGUCUUCGGAAGCUGUCAAAUAGAAUUAGACAGCAAGGACGGCGUGACUGUCUCUCACAAAGAUGGCCACAGCCAGCCCGCAGGACAAGCAGUGUGAAGACUGGGGAUACACAGGAGCCAGUCUAUCCGAAUGGGGACUCAACUGGCCAUAUGCGAACGGCGACCAACAAUCUCCGGUCAACAUCAAUUCCCGGACGGCAACCUUUGACGAGACGCUUGCGGAGCGCCCCCUGCUGAUUAGCUACUGCCUCUGCAGGGAAUGGGAACUAAGCAACGAUGGGCACGCCGUCCAAGUGGUACCCAAACCAAAGACCGCGACAUUUGAAAGCAGCGCCGCCUUCCGAGACAGUAGAUCGGAGCAGGUCCUUAAGUUAGUCACCUCAGGCGGACCACUUCCGGAAGGGCAUGAGUUCGAGCUUUGUCACCUUCGGUUUCACUGGGGACGAGAGGACGACCGUGGGUCUGAGCAUACCGUAAACUUUAAGGCAUUUCCGAUGGAGCUUCACCUUUUACACUGGAACACGAGUUUAUAUUCCAACUUGGCAGACGCGAUGGGCAAACGCGAUGGGAUAGUUAUCAUGUCCGUCAUUGUUCAGAUUGGCAGAGAAAACGCGGGAGUUAAGAAUUUUACGGAUCAUUUAGAAGACAUUCAAUACAAGGGGAAGUCCAAAACUAUUACCACAGCCUUUAAUCCUGCCGCCUUUCUACCCGAUCCUGCGCUGAGGGAAUACUGGACCUACGAAGGGUCUCUGACGUCACCGCCAUGCUACGAAAAUGUUCAGUGGAUCAUAUUUCGUUACCCGCUCACAAUUUCUCACGUACAGAUGGAGGAGUUCCGCCGGCUACGGUGCCACGCCAAGGGCCAGCCCCCGCCUCCGGGAGAAGAAGGUAUGCUGUGUGACAACUUCAGACCGACGCAGCCGAUCAAGAGCAGGGUCAUCCGAGCGUCCUUCCAGUGACAGGUGUCAGACCUGGUCUUCGUAGGGACUUCGCUAGAUGGCGCUUUCGUACCACCGUCAUCAUUACACAUUACUCAGCUGGAAAAUGGUUCAAACUUCAAACGGAAUCCAUAUCGCUACAUAAUAUAUAUUUACCCCCCCCCCCCCCCAACACUGCAGGUGCAAAAUAAAAUGAGAGCAUUGUAUGUGCUAUUUGUGGUGUAUACUAGUAUUGGUGAAUGCAUGGGUCAGUUAAUCACUAGUACUCAAGAACAAACAAUACAAUCUAUGUUUGAACAAUGAGACUCAAUCGCUACGUGAAAUAUUCUAUUAUAUAGUGUUGAAGUAAUUCCAUUUGUAUAUGUACAUUUUCUCUGACACAACAAUUGUGCAAUGUUGACCAUGCUGAUACUUGUACGUUUAUGCUUAUGAUGUGGUAUUGACCAAGUCAGUUGGAGUGGCUACUGCGUCUCUGUCAGACUUUAAAAAACAUUAAACAAAUACGCUUGGAGAUAGUUGGCAACAAUUAACAAGCUGUCUGAUUAACAAAUGUAUAUAUUGAGAAGGUAAGCUAUACGGAAAACAAAAUGCUGCUCUUCAACCGAGCUUGCAGGUGCAGUACGAACAGGAACCACAAGAUGUCUCCCCAUAUCCAUCUCCAGCCUUUCUCCGACCACUUAAAC
Messenger RNA from Branchiostoma floridae (Florida lancelet), 2067 nucleotides. RefSeq names its product carbonic anhydrase-related protein-like. The record is from RefSeq and is a predicted model, not a curated record. Bases 509 to 1405 code for a protein of 298 amino acids. The transcript has 9 exons. NCBI's taxonomy places the organism in Eukaryota, Metazoa, Chordata, Leptocardii, Amphioxiformes, Branchiostomatidae. Gene Ontology annotation, molecular function: carbonate dehydratase activity; zinc ion binding.